GUAGAUGAUGAAGAACUUGAAAUAUUUGGUCUUAUCUGGCUGGAUGAUAAUACACAAAGUGAAGAUAAUAGAGAUACAGAACAAAGAUUACGUUCUAUUAUUAAUCGUCUGAAGAAAUUUCAAGACGUAUUACAAUGUGAAAAAUAUGUUAUGAAAAGAUCUUCGAAAGAUCGAUUGGUAAUAAUUGUAAGUGGUCGAUUAGGACGAAUAAUAGUUCCUACUAUUCAUGAAGUUCGACAAGUCGUGUCAAUAUACGUAUACUGCAUGAACAAGAAAGCCAAUGAAGAAUGGACUCAUCAUUUUCCAAAGGUACACGCUGUCAUUACUGAGCUCGAUGAACUUGUGUCUCGAAUUACAGCUGAUCAUAAAAUUCAAAAAGUCGUAGAAGAACCAUUAUCAAUUAAUAUUUUUAAUGGUCAAUCAAUAGCUGGUAUCAAUGGUAAAUUUGUUUUUUCACAAGUUUUGAUCGAUUGUCUUCUGCGAUUGGAAUCGGACGAAAAAGAUAAAACGGAACUUAUUAAACGUUGUAAAAAGACGUACGAUGGUAAUAAUAUUGAAUUAAGAAAUAUUCGUGAAUUUAAAAAGAAAUAUUCGUCAGACAAAGCUUUACAGUGGUACUCACGAGAGUCGUUCUUUUAUAAGACUCUUAAUGCUGUUCUACGUAAUGAAGAUAUUCAUAUGAUGUUUUUAUUUCGUGAAUUUAUUGCUGACAUUCAACAUCAAUUGAAAUCUUUUCGAACUGAUAAAAUUCAAAGACUUUAUCGAGGACAAAGGAUAUCAAAAGAGGAAUUGGUAACAUUAGAACAAAAUUGUGGACAACUUAUUUCAGUGAAUUCAUUUUUUUCUACAAGUGCUGAUGAGAAACAAGCUCGUGCCUUUCUCCAUGCUUCACAUGCUGCAAAUAAUUUAGAAAAGGUUUUAUUUGAGAUUAAUGCUGAUCCUAAAAUGACUGCUACAAAACCAUAUGCUGAUAUUAGUGGCAAUAGUGAAUAUCCGGGUGAAUCAGAAAUACUAUUUAUGAUAGGUUCUAUUUUUCGUUUGAAUAGCGUUGGUCAAAAUAGUGAUGAUAAUAUCUGGAUUAUUCGAAUGACUUUAUGCAGUGAAAACGAAAGUGAUCUUAAAAAUGUUCUCCAAUAUAUGAAACAUCAACUUGGCACUGGAGAAACAAAUCUUCGAACAUUAGGAAAAGUAUUAUGGGAAAUGGGGAGACUUGAUUUAGCUGAACAAUAUUUUAUUCGUUUAUUAAAUAAUCUACCAGAAAAUCAUCAUCUACUUAGUGAUUUAUAUGAAGAUCUUGGCAAAAUAGCAUCACUCACCGGUGACUAUGACAAGAGUAUUGAUUAUCAUCAAAAGUCGCUUGCACUCAAGGAUUCAAAUAAAUCAAUGAACACCAUGCAUGCUGAUGAAUCUAACAACCAAAAUAAACCAAUGUCAAAAAGUGUGAAUCAUCUGAUGACGUCGACCACAAAUACAAAAGAGCAAGAGAUAUUCGAAGUUGUUUACACCGUCACAACUGAUGUUGGUUCCAUUGUAAGACGCAUAUACAGAGAUAUUGGUAGCUUUUUUUCGAACAACGGAUAUGCUGUUGGCAAGCUUCGUUACUUGAAAGGUAUUCACCGCAUUCGGUUGAAACUAGGUGGUGGAAAACCAUUUUUUGGAAUUAUCAGUCAGAAACAGGCAGUUGAACUUAGACAUCUUUCACAUGCUAGUCUCGAUUCGUUUAACAAAUACCACAAGCAGUGGAGUGUCUACGGUUGGUGUACAGGCACAGGUGAUAUUAUAGUCAACGGUGAAGAAUCUUGGCAAAUGAACAAACCAUUCGAAUACUGGUCAGCGUCCAACGAAAGUAAUGACAUAUUCGAGCUAAAACUGAAUUGCGACGAUCAACAGAUGAGUAUUGUCAGUGUCAAUACGAAAAUACGUGAUACGCUGUGCGUGAAUGCUCCUUUGCCUUGGUGCCUUUUUAUUAGUACUCACGACACAGCAAGUCAAGUAGCUGUGAUUAAAUCUUAUUCUACUGAUGCCUC
Molecule: messenger RNA, 2027 nt
Organism: Rotaria sordida
Lineage: Eukaryota; Metazoa; Rotifera; Eurotatoria; Philodinida; Philodinidae
Source: the annotation of a GenBank genome assembly